GUCCUGCAAAAGGGGCCUCCCGCACCGACGCGCCCGCCAAAAGCAGCGUCCAAAAAGCUACAGGCACGGUGCGGACGCGGGCAUGGCCGGCGCAGCGGCGGUGGCCUCCGCGGCCGCGGGGUGGCUCGAUCUGGACGGUUCGACCCUGCUCCUGCGCCGGUGGUGGCCGUCGGGCGGCGGCCGCGACGAGCCGUCCCUGCCGCUUAGCUGGUGGCUGCCGGGCGGCGAGCUGCGGGGCGCGUGGGACGCGGCGCGGGCGGCGGCCGUGGCGCCGGCGCUGGCCGCCGCGUCGUGGGUGUGCCUGGCCCUGUCAGCCAUGCUGCUCGCCGACGCCGUGUUCCUGGCCGCCGCCAGCCUCCUCGCGCGGCGAAGGCAGCACAGAGCGGGCCCGCUCGCCGGCGGCGAGGACGAGGAGGCGGGCGGCCGCCUCGGCUACCCCAUGGUGCUCGUCCAAAUCCCCAUGUACAACGAGCGGGAGGUGUACAAGCUUUCGAUUGGAGCAGCGUGCGGGCUGUCGUGGCCGUCGGAUAGGGUCAUCGUACAGGUUCUAGACGAUUCCACGGAUCCAACGGUCAAGGAUCUGGUGGAGCUUGAAUGCAAGUUUUGGGCUAACAGAGGCAAGAACAUAAAGUAUGAGGUGAGAAACAAUCGAAAAGGGUAUAAGGCCGGUGCACUGAAACAAGGGAUGUUGCAUGACUAUGUCCGACAUUGUGAUUUUGUCGCCGUAUUUGAUGCUGAUUUCCAGCCGGAACCUGACUUCCUCAUGAGGACCAUCCCGUAUCUUGUGCAUAGUCCACGGAUUGCUCUUGUUCAAGCACGGUGGGAAUUUGUUAAUCCCAAUGAAUGCCUGAUGACAAGGAUACAAAAGAUGACAUUAGAUUAUCACUUUAAAGUAGAGCAGGAAGGUGGUUCAUCAACCUUUGCCUUCUUUGGUUUUAACGGAACUGCUGGUGUCUGGAGAAUUUCCGCCAUCAAGGAAGCCGGGGGUUGGGAGGAUCGGACCACUGUGGAAGACAUGGAUUUGGCUGUCAGAGCAGGUCUGAAAGGAUGGAAAUUCAUCUAUGUUGGAGAUGUUAAGGUCAAAAGUGAACUGCCAAGCAAUCUGAAAGCAUAUCGCCGUCAACAGCACCGGUGGACUUGUGGGGCAGCAAAUUUAUUCCGGAAGACAGGAGCAGAAAUAUUUCUGACCAAGGACGUAUCAUUUUGGAGGAAGCUUUAUUUGCUCUACAGCUUCUUCUUCGUGAGGAAGGUUGUUGCUCAUGUGGUGCCUUUCAUGCUCUACUGUGUAGUAAUACCACUGUCCGUACUAAUUCCAGAGGUCACGCUUCCAGUAUGGGGGGUGGUUUAUGUCCCAACAACAAUAACACUUCUAUGCGCCAUCAGAAAUCCAAGUUCCCUCCAUUUCAUACCAUUCUGGAUCCUCUUUGAAAAUGUGAUGUCUUUUCACCGAACCAAGGCGACAUUCAUCGGUUUGCUCGAGCUCGGGAGUGUGAACGAGUGGGUUGUCACAGAGAAACUUGGCAAAUCAAGCAGCACAAAGCCUGUGCCACAGCCUCCCUGCAGGUUUUGGGAUAGAUGCACCAUGUCAGAGAUUUUGGUUGCCAUCUUCCUCGUCUCUUGCGCGACCUACAACGUGGUUUACGGAGACGACUUCUAUUUCGUUUACAUAUAUCUACAGGCCAUAACAUUUCUUAUCGUUGGCACUGGUUUGUGCGGAACAUUGAGCUCCAGUUCAUAGUGGCAUACCAGCUAGGACUGAUCCAACAGAAGGAAUUGUUCAAGUUAGGUCAUGAACUCAUGAUGACAAAUAACCCCAUUGCACUGUCAUGUAUACCGUGAAGGCAAGGGACGCCUGCCUUUUUGUAGAGAAGGGCAGUAAGAAUGUAGCAUGCCAUUUCCAUGUCUCUAGCGUUGUUCUAUUGUCAUGUGAUUUAUGUUGCCAUGUUUCAUUAUUGGAUUAGUUCCUACGUUCAAGAAAAUAUUGCUAUUUUAGCAAAUUUUGGAGCAUGAUAAGCUGGUACAAUCCAUGAGGGGCUUGCUUCAGGAAUUUAAAUAAAAUUGUAAAUGUCUGUAUCCUAAUUUCUCUUGUCGAAGCAUGCCCUGAGUUGUUUGCUUACUCGCCUUUUCCUUAUUCUAUCCAAACAAGUGAUCGGAUAUCUUCACAAGGAGGUGGCGAAUACAAAACCGUAGAACCCUCAGAUUAGUAAUUCUUCGAUUUCAUCCUGCAUCAGACCAUCUCAAACAGUA
Messenger RNA from Phragmites australis (common reed), 2247 nucleotides. RefSeq names its product probable glucomannan 4-beta-mannosyltransferase 3. Gene Ontology annotation, molecular function: mannan synthase activity. The record is from RefSeq and is a predicted model, not a curated record. Lineage: Eukaryota; Viridiplantae; Streptophyta; Magnoliopsida; Poales; Poaceae. The coding region runs from base 83 to 1738 and encodes 551 amino acids. The transcript is spliced from 9 exons. Gene Ontology annotation, cellular component: Golgi apparatus.